CAAAGUACCAGCCGAGACCGAGCGGAGAGCAGUGGGGAGACGAGCGGUGGCAGCCGCCUGGACCGCAGCCCCUGCUGCUCCUGGACCCCAGCCGCACCGAGCCGCACUGAGCCUCUCCUUCACCGCCCGGGGGCUGGUCCCCGGCCGCCUGUCUUCUCUAGCUGCCUGGACUUAGCGGUGCUUGGAGAUCCACGGCUCCCCGUUGGGUCCCGUCUCUUUCCCCUUGGAGCCGGCCUCCAGGGAGCCCCCCAGCCGGCCAGCCCAGGACUCCGCGAGGCUCGGCACAGCCCGUGGGAACUUGUCCGGAGGAGCCCGUAGGGGCUGACUGGGGGGUGGGGUGGAGGGGGCGUAGGCCGGGCAGCGGGGGAGCAGGAAGAGGAGCGGGAGAAGGAGAACAAGAAGGAGGAGGGUAGGGAGCAGAGCGGCGGCGGCGGCGGCAGCGGCGGCGGCCCGAGCGGCGGUGGAGAAGGGCAGCCGCUGCCGCGGGAGGGCCAUGCCCGGCUCCGCUCAGCCCCGCUGCCCCGCGUUCCCUCGGCUCGGAACCCCGACGGCAGCCCUCUAGGAUGCCUUUCCCGGCCCUGCUCCAAGUGGGCUUCGACGGGCGCGGCCCCGACAGCGGCCCAGGGGGCGGAGGAGCUGGCGGCGGGGCCAGCGGGGGCGCGGGCGGCGGCGGCGGGGGCUCGGACGGCUCGGCCGUAGUGGUCGCUGGAGUCCCCGCCGGGGCCGGGGGCGCCGCCGUGGUAGGCGCGGGCGGUGGCGAGGGCAACCGCUCGUUCGCCGGGGGCCCGGGGGUGGCGUGCCCGGCGGGCAGCCCGGGCGGCGCUGGCGACGUGAACGGCACGGCUGCGGUGGGGGGCGUGGUGGUGAGCGCCCAGGCGCUGGGCGUCGGGGUCUUCCUGGCGGCCUUCAUCCUCGCUGCCAUCGCGGGCAACCUGCUGGUCAUCCUGUCCGUGGCCUGCAAUCGGCACCUGCAGACCGUCACCAACUACUUCAUCGUCAACCUGGCGGUGGCCGACCUGCUCCUCAGCGCCACCGUCCUGCCCUUCUCGGCCACCAUGGAGGUGCUGGGCUUCUGGGCCUUCGGCAGGGCCUUCUGUGAUGUGUGGGCCGCCGUGGACGUGCUCUGCUGCACCGCCUCCAUCCUCAGCCUCUGCACCAUCUCGGUGGACCGCUAUGUGGGCGUGAGACACUCGCUCAAGUACCCCGCCAUCAUGACUGAGCGCAAGGCGGCCGCCAUCCUGGCCCUGCUCUGGGCCGUGGCCCUAGUGGUGUCCGUAGGGCCCCUGCUGGGCUGGAAGGAGCCGGUGCCCCCCGACGACCGCUUCUGUGGCAUCACGGAGGAGGCGGGCUACGCCGUCUUCUCAUCUGUCUGCUCCUUCUACUUACCCAUGGCCGUCAUCCUGGUCAUGUACUUCCGGGUGUACGUGGUGGCCCGCAGAACCACCCGGAGCCUGGAGGCCGGCGUCAAGAGGGAGCGGAGCAAGUCCACGGACAUCGUCCUCCGCAUCCACUGCCGAAGCUCUGGGCCUGAGGACUCCCGCGUGGCCAAGGGCCACAACUUCCGCAGCUCCCUGUCCGUCCGCCUGCUCAAGUUCUCCCGGGAGAAGAAGGCAGCCAAGACACUGGCCAUCGUGGUGGGCGUCUUUGUCCUUUGCUGGUUCCCCUUCUUCUUCGUCCUGCCCCUGGGCUCACUCUUCCCGCAGCUGAAGCCGUCGGAAGGCGUCUUCAAGGUCAUCUUCUGGCUGGGCUACUUCAACAGCUGCGUGAACCCCCUCAUCUACCCGUGCUCGAGCAAGGAGUUCAAGCGCGCCUUCGUGCGCCUGCUGCGCUGCCAGUGUCGCCGCCGGCGCCGCCGGCCGCUCUGGAGGGUCUAUGGCCACCACUGGCGGGCGUCGGGGGGCUCCCGGCGGGACUGCGCGGCCUCCGGGGCGGCCCCGCUCGGCCCGCCGGCCCGGGCCGUCUCCCUGCUGCCCGGCAGCCCGGCCCCGGCCGCCUUGCGCGAGUGGAAGCUCUUCAAGAAACCCACGACUUCGCAGCUGCGCGCCAAGGUCAGCAGCUUGUCGCACAAGCUCCGCGCUGCCGGGCCAUCGGGGAGCUCCCCCGCCGCCACGCCCUCCCGCAGCGAGGUGGAGGCCAUCUGCCUCAGCGUCCCCCAGGACGGGCCUGACGCGGCUGCCCACCGCGCCUACGACUUGGACGACUACUGCGGCCUCCGAGAGACAGAUAUUUAAAGGGCCGCCGGGGCCGCCCCGGGCUACGCGGAGCGAGAGAAAGCUGGGUGGACAGCUGGGCCCAGGCAGCCUCCCCCGGGACAGGCCCAUCACAGCGGGGCCUCUCCGGCCACGAGUUCAAAGGCAGCUGCGGUGGGAAGGGCUCCAGGCCAGCCGGGACCAAGCUUGGGGGCGCCCUGUGCCUCCUCGGGGCUGGGAUGGCUCUCAACCAAGGGACACUUCAAGCGUUCCAUGGGGCCCACGCAUCAAUUCGAGGGUGCUUGCCUGGGGCGGAGGGAAGACCCAUCCACACCACCGUCCUGGCGCCCAGCAUCUCCAGACGAGAAGCCAAUCUCCAGCCCUGUUUGGGGGGACUCAGUGGGAAAGCUCCCCAGACCUAACGGUGGUCACGGAUUGAAGCGGAGACCCAACCUGCCGCCCCUUUGAGCAUUCCCCCCGCCCCCAGGCCAGCCCCUUGCUCAGCCCUUGGACAAGAGCCUAAGGCCCCACCCCACACUGCUCAGAUCUAACAUCCGGGUCAAAGACAAAGGCAGUGUGAUGGAGUGGAGAGAGGGCCAGCCUUGGAGUCAGGAAGCCCUGAGUUCAAGACCUACCUCUGACAUUUCGUGGCAGUGGGCAAGUCACUUAUCCUCUUGGUGAGCUGGGCAACUAACUCAUUUAAGCCUCUUGUUGCAGAGGAGUUCCUAUGUUUAUGGAGGGGCUUUCCACGCCAGAAGUUCCCUGCCUGAUGAACUCACAGGUCUGGACCAAAACAUAAACAAUGAAUUUUAUUUAUACAUAUAUAUAUAUAUAUAUGAUCCCCCUGGCAAAAUGAGGGAACUCCUAUGCUCCUGUAAUCCCUUUCCUGGGUGUUGUGGUCCCUGGACACUCACCCCUAGGUGCUCACAGACUUCCUGAAGAGGGCCCCACGGGCUCAGGGGAGGGAAAGCCCCCCUGCUUCUACUAAAAGUUCUCUUCUCUUGGCCUUUCCUCAAGUCACUGAAGUCAUGAGUUGAGUUUGGGUCUUACCCCACCCAUUCAGAGUUUUACUCACCAAAUGCCCCCUUUCCAGUGGGUGGCCCACCCUUUGGGAGUCCUUGGUGAGCUUCUACCACUCCUCUCCCAGGAGCCUCCCUCCUCUGCAGACUUCCCCUUCGAUCUCUUUUCCCUCUGCCCAUCUCCACUUGGACUCUCUAUUGCUUCUCGAAGGCUUGGUCCCCUGAGGAGAGGAGAGGAGAGGGGCCACCUCUCUGGACAUGCAGGAGUCUCCCGGCCCCAAGUGCCCACCUCCCCAGCCAGGCCCCUGCCACUGAGCAACACUCCCACCUGGAUUCACCCAUCUAACUGUUGAUCCCGACUGGCCCCUGCCCCCCCCCACCGGGGCCAAGCCAUGCCAUCCUAGUGUUUACACUGUACAUAUCUCUGUGCAUGUUAUAAUGCUUCUCGCCUGUGUUUGGGAGCAUCCACAGAGUGGUUUUCCUUUUCCUUCUCCGAGAUGUAUUUAUUGGUCAGAGUAUUUGUUCCGUGACUCGCUCUGUGCCCGUGCACUGGGCACACCUGUGUACCCCCUGCAAGCCCCUGAUCCCUUACAAAUGGCUGCUUUCCUUGUCUAAAGUCCAGCAAGCACUCACUCGAUGGCCAGAGACGGAGGACCAGCACUGUGCGGUCGGGAUUGAUGCUGAGGUUUCUGGUUCUGCAAUCAGAGGGAGGGGAGAACAGGCUUAAAGCUGGCAGGGCACCAGAAAGGCCUAGGAGAGAGGCGGCAGCAUGGUAGAGUGGCAGAAGGGCCGCCAGAAGCGGGGAGCCCGGGGUUCACGACCUACCUCUGACAGACCGGCAUUACCGAUUUCCAAAACCAAAUCAAACCAUCACCUCUCCUCGGGGCCAUAAGCACAACUUUUCACCUUGCCUUGCUGAACAGGGAGGUUCAAGAUGUGCCAAGAGUCCCAGAAGAAGAGGCAGCCAUCAGUGCAAGGAGCAAAACAUGCACUUCCCAACAGAAGCAAGCAAACAGGCUGAUGGAGCCGAGAUCCACAAACCUGGCUGUUAUCUUUGGGUGCAGGAUCAGACUUUUCAUUUCCUGUAUACUCGCCAAACUAAUAAGCCCUUAUCUUUCGGCUACCGUUUCCAGCCCAGGAGAAAUCAGGCUGCUCCCGAAGGCCCUUGGGGCUCUGCUCACAGCUUGGGAAGGAGCCCAAGUCCUUAAGGAACUUGGAAAUAGAAAAAGAAAAGAAAAAAAAAGGGGGGGGGGGUAAUUUGAGGAUGUAAAACCAGACAGCAUGGCCCAAAAUUACCAGAAAGGAAGGUUAAUAAGCUAAAGAAUUCCUGGCACUUCAGAACUCCUAAACUUCUCCCAUACACGAUUAAAAGGGUCCUGUAAUUUCAGAUCUAUAAUGUCUAAGGGGGUGGGGGGAAAUGCUGGCUUACCGUAAUUUCCAGCCUAUUGCAUGCAUAGGAAACUCGCUUUUGGCUUGAGAGAGGCUGAUAUUUCCUGAUCUUCUCUAGCCCUCUCUCGUACGACUGAAAUCAUGUUAUCUCAGGCCUGUAUUGCACCCACUGUAUUCAAGGGGAGAAAUACAAGGUUCCAUCAUUUCCAACCCAUCACGACCUCUGGGGCAGGACUUUGAAGAUGGAUGGAGUAACAUCAUGUCCAACCCUCAGAUGAGGCUGAAGGGUCACCUUGUUGGCUGGCAGGUGGCCUCAGAGGCUGAAAAAAAAGAAAAGAAAAAGCAGUGUGGUGUUUUCGACUCACGAGGAGGAUCCCCGCAGGGUUGGAAGGCCAGCAGGAGGGAGUCCACAUCCCCAAAGUAAAGCAGGUUCUAGAUGGUGUACGGUUCCAUGUAGACCACAGCACCUAGUCAAGCUUCCAGGCUGGUGGGAAAUUGAUCAAAAUUGCCUAAUGGAGAAAGGGGACCCCACAAAAGGAAAGGAACUAAGGUUAUUCCUCUGGAAAAAGGGAAGACAAUCACAGGCUUUAGGUUGGGGUAUGGAGCAGGAGGAAGCGGGCAGAUGCUGGACCCUGUGAUGAUCGAUGACCAAGGUGGGCAUGGGAAGUCCUGAAAUGAGGAGGGUCCUUUGCCUAAUCCUGGGGGGUACGGAAGAAAGAUAGUAGAGAGAGAGCAAAAGUGCCCCAGACCCAUGGACACCACCAUCCCCCAAUAGCCUAGCCUAAGUGCUCUCCAUUAACCCAUUGUAAAGUGAAUCAAGUCUGUCAUUCCAUCCCCUCCUUUGUCAGACCCCUCUCCCCCAGGUGCCUAGUGCCAUCAUGGGCACUGCCAGUCCAAGGCAGAGUCAGCUUUCCUUGUCUUACACCUGGCUUAUCUGGCCAGGGAAGAUGUGGGCAGGCACUCCUCCCAAGCCAAGGGACUGAGCAUAUCAGGGAGUCUGGAAGGGGUAAUUUCCUGGAGGCUGGCCUCCCUCCCACUGCCAGCCCCUAGCCACCACUCAGUGCCAUCUCUGUCAGAAUCUGUGCCCCAACGGGCUUCUGUGGAAACUUGUUCUGAUGAUCAAUAAAACACCAUGCUUAGUA
Monodelphis domestica (gray short-tailed opossum) is the source of this 5739-nucleotide messenger RNA. RefSeq names its product adrenoceptor alpha 1D (gene ADRA1D). Gene Ontology annotation, biological process: positive regulation of MAPK cascade; phospholipase C-activating G protein-coupled receptor signaling pathway; cell-cell signaling. NCBI's taxonomy places the organism in Eukaryota, Metazoa, Chordata, Mammalia, Didelphimorphia, Didelphidae. Gene Ontology annotation, cellular component: plasma membrane. Gene Ontology annotation, molecular function: alpha1-adrenergic receptor activity. The record is from RefSeq and is a predicted model, not a curated record.